ACCGAAAGAGAAGGGUUCCAUUUUCAUUGCGAAGGCCCUUGUUAUCGGAGGAGGGUCCUUCUCUAUAUCUUCUCCGCUCACGCUGCCCUAGAUUCUCUCCAGCCCUCUCGUUUCAACACCCUCGUCAAUCUCCGAUCAUCCCCCUCAAAAAUGGCCAACGCAGCAUCGGGGAUGGCUGUGCAUGAUGACUGCAAAUUGAAGUUUUUGGAAUUGAAGGCAAAAAGAACCUACCGCUUCAUAGUUUUCAAGAUAGAGGAAAAACAAAAGCAGGUUGUUGUUGAAAAGGUUGGCGAGCCUACUGAAAGCUAUGAGGACUUCACUGCAAGCCUUCCUGCUGAUGAAUGCCGAUAUGCCGUUUAUGAUUUUGACUUUGUAACGGAGGAGAAUUGCCAAAAAAGCAGGAUUUUCUUUAUUGCAUGGUCACCUGAUACUUCAAGGGUGAGAAGUAAGAUGAUUUAUGCAAGCUCUAAGGACAGAUUCAAGAGGGAGUUGGAUGGCAUUCAGAUAGAGUUGCAAGCGACUGAUCCUACUGAGAUGGGACUUGAUGUCAUUCGAAGCCGUGCUAGUUGAGUAUGCAUUGUGGGCCUUGCAAUGGAGACUUCCUCCAUAAAAUCUGCUUUACUUUAAAUGUUUAUAGUUUGUGAGACGGUGAAUUUGGCUAGAUAUGAUAUUGGUUUGUUAUCCAAGUUCUACCGUACAGUUUAUGUCUUCUUCUAGAUCAACACCAGUGAUUUUGGGUAUAUCUUGUGAUUGUUAUUUGUGGAACCUAUGUGACGCGUGUCUCCUUGUAGUCUGAUAUCUACAAGCUAAUGUUAUGUAACAGUUUAUUGGGGGUAGACAACACCUGUAGUUUGUUUUUACAACUUUGAAAUGGAUGUUUGACCCAUAUUAUCUUUAUUUGGAUUGCAGAGAAGGCAAACUUUUAUGCCUUUC
Messenger RNA from Nelumbo nucifera (sacred lotus), 933 nucleotides. RefSeq names its product actin-depolymerizing factor 2. The record is from RefSeq and is a predicted model, not a curated record. Gene Ontology annotation, biological process: actin filament depolymerization. Gene Ontology annotation, cellular component: actin cytoskeleton. Gene Ontology annotation, molecular function: actin binding. NCBI's taxonomy places the organism in Eukaryota, Viridiplantae, Streptophyta, Magnoliopsida, Proteales, Nelumbonaceae.